AAUCUGACUGGACCCCGGCAACAAGGAUCACCUGACAGAGGUAAACAUGGGGGCCGACGUGGUGCCUGUAGCUGUGGUCACGGGGUUUCUGUGAUCGGUCUUAUUCUUCCCUUUAUUGUAGCCAAGGGACCCAACAAAGGGGUGAUACAAGUAGUGCUGGUGAUAACUGCCUCCACCUGCUGGCUAUUCUGGUUGCUGUGUUACAUGCAUCAGAUGAAUCCACUUAUUGGGCCACAGCUUCACAACACAACAGUCCUGGCUCUCCGAUACCUCUGGGAUGAAACUUUGUCACUGGAUGAUUUACCAGACGAUACAACUACAGAUAGUACCAUUGAUCUACCAUCAACUACUCCAAUGCCAAAUACGGCUAAUAUGUAAACAGACCUGGAAAGCCCUUAAAACAGCUGUACUUUACAGUAAAAGCUGGUCAGGAAGAAGCCAUUGUUGAGUAUUCCUAGUGCAUAGUGUGGCAUAGCCCCUGCUGCUUCCUCAUGAAGUAACUUUAUAAUCUAUGAAUAUUACUUGUAAAGGACAUUCCAUGUGAUGAGAUAAAGUCUCACAUUUAUUGUAAUUUUAAGUGUACUGUACUGUGUUUUUAAAGAACAUUUUAUAUAUUAUACAGUACAAAAAAGAUGCUGUAUUUUCCAAGAUGUAUGGAGGAACACUCCAUUUAACCUUUAUUGGACACCUUAAAUCUUUUAGUGUGUUGUGCACCUUCCACAAGAAUUAAAAUACUUUAUAAUACUAAAUUUAAAGAAAAAAUCUUUAUACAGCACACUUUUUUUUUCUUAAAAAUAGAAAUUUUUGAAUAAUGUAUUGCGUAUCAUUGAUGUUUAUGCUCUAGAAAAGUGUUAUAAAUACAGUACAGUAUAUAGAAAAUGAUGGAGUUGCUGUCAAUAUUGUGUGUGUAUAUACCUAAUUCUGAAGAAGAUAUUGAAGAGAUAAUAUAAUUACUCUGAAAAGUUGUAGAGUAACAUUUUGUUUGUCCAUCUCAAGCUUUUACACAUGUGUACAGUAUUCAUGCUUGAUAAUAAUGGCACAGAUUUUCCAUACAAUGAAUAUUCCAGAAAUGCAUCAGAUAGAAUACUUAGUUUUUCACACAAGACUUUGAUACCUGUAUAAAGUUUACUUUCUAUAUUUUAAAAGGUUUAUUUGAUUCUAUUGUCAGAUUUUUAUUCAUACCUUCAGAGGUUUUACUGUAAAUAUAUGGGAACUGGUAUUAAAUAAAGUUAAUGUAUGUA
This is a messenger RNA of Homarus americanus (American lobster), 1241 nucleotides long. RefSeq names its product V-type proton ATPase subunit e 2-like. Lineage: Eukaryota; Metazoa; Arthropoda; Malacostraca; Decapoda; Nephropidae. Gene Ontology annotation, cellular component: proton-transporting V-type ATPase, V0 domain; plasma membrane proton-transporting V-type ATPase complex. Gene Ontology annotation, molecular function: proton-transporting ATPase activity, rotational mechanism. The record is from RefSeq and is a predicted model, not a curated record. The transcript has 4 exons. The annotation marks the transcript as partial. Gene Ontology annotation, biological process: proton transmembrane transport.